AUGGUCUCCGCUAUGAUCCUUCGAAAGCUGCUCUCAUUGGCCCGGUCGCUUGGCUACGUGGUGGUAGGGCUCAACGAAUAUUAUACAAGCAAAAAGUGCCCUGGAUGCGGACUGUUUGUGGGCCAGGUCGACAUCCGACGUUUCUAUAGCUCAAAGUGUCAAGUCUACCACCACCGCGAUGUCAUGGCGGCAGAGAACAUAGAAAAUAUUAUCCAAGAGUACCUUGAGCGGCAGGAGCGUCCGGAUUACCUCCACCCGGUUGCCGAGGACGGCUCCCUCCCUUGCAAGGCGAAGCGCGAUGAUGGGUCAAGCUCGAGCACCGCCACGGCUAGCAACACCAUCAGCAGUACAAGUGUCCAAGGACGUCGUAAGAGGGCUUCAACUACCUCAACGCCAGAGCAGGAACAACCCCAAAAGUCCUCCAAGUCGUCCAAGUUGGCCAAGGCGUCCAAAUCAUAG
Linnemannia hyalina is the source of this 459-nucleotide messenger RNA. The record is from the annotation of a GenBank genome assembly. Lineage: Eukaryota; Fungi; Mortierellomycota; Mortierellomycetes; Mortierellales; Mortierellaceae.